Molecule: messenger RNA, 1585 nt
Organism: Poeciliopsis prolifica (blackstripe livebearer)
Lineage: Eukaryota; Metazoa; Chordata; Actinopteri; Cyprinodontiformes; Poeciliidae
Product: butyrophilin subfamily 3 member A2-like
Source: RefSeq, a predicted model, not a curated record
AUUCUCGCGCCUCAGAGUUUAUCUCUAAAACCUUCGAUCAAAGCGUUUGUGUUUGCUGAGCUCAUGAUUUGCUUCCUGCUCCUGGGAUUCACCUGCACAGGUGAGUCUCUGGAGGCGACGCGGCCUCGGCUGGUUGCAGCCAUGGAAGGUGAUGAUGUGGUUUUGCCGUGUCACCUGGGCGUCACUGUGGACCCCGAUGAGCUGGUGGUGGAGUGGGGAGUGGACCUGAACCCCAGAUUUGUGUUCAUGUGGUUUGAAGGGAGUGAAAAUAUCAAUGAAAAAAACGCGGCGUACAAGGGAAGAACGUCUGUGUUCACAGACAGACUGAAAGACGGAGACGUUUCGUUGAGACUGACGGCGGUGAAACACUCUGACAACGGGAGAUUCAGAUGCUACAACCCAAAAGAGAUCCAACAAUAUUAUGUUGACCUGAUUGUUGGCUCCGUCUCCUCACCUGCUGUCAGUUUAUCUGGACUGGAUGUGAGCAGCAGUGGAGUGAUGCUGGACUGCAGCGCUGCAGGCUGGUAUCCAGAACCUGAGCUGCUCUGGCUGGACGCAGACGGAAACAUCAUGUCUGCUGGACCUGCAGAGAAAAGCUCCGAUCCUGAUGGCGUUUACACCGUUAGCAGCAGAGUGACUGUAGAGAAGAGAAAGUACAACAACUUUACCUGCAGAGUCCAGCAGAGAGACAUCAACCAGAGCAGAGAGACACACAUUCAUGUUCCAGAUGGUUUCUUCGUUUCUCAGCCUGACUGCAGUGUUUCUAUCGGCUCCAUUGUGAUUCUGGGAAUCAUAAUUAUUAUUGGAGCUGCUGGUUUUACCUGGAAAUGGAGACAAACUGAAAACUCAAAGAAGAAACUAAAAGGGGAAAUGAGUGAUGAGAAAAAGCAGCUCAUGAAAGAAAAAGAUAAUUUAUCUGAGAAGAAAUCAAAGCUUGAGGAGGAGAUAAAAUACAGAAAUGAGGAUCAGAGAAUUAUUGAUCAGCUGAUUGAAUCAUUAAUGAUGAUGUCAGAGGAUCUGAAGAAUCAGAGAAAAACAAUCAAUGAUCAAAGAGAGAAGACAGUGAGAAUGACUGAUGAGGAUGAGAAGAAAUUUAACACAGUUAUUGAUGAAGAGAAACCAGACUGGGAACAAGAUGGAGUAUAAGCAGAAGGAUAUUUAAAACUGACGGAAAUGAUGACAGAGUCCUGGAGAAAACUGGAUGAGAGCAAGAAAGAUCAUCAACAAGUGGAACUGAUGACAGAGAAACUAAUAGAUAAAACAUUUAAAGAUGUUGAUAAGCUGAAGGAGAGGAAACAGGAAAUAGAGAAAAAUGUAGGGAAAUGAAAAAACAACUUGAAGAAAUGAAAACAUGAAUGUGAUUUAACUGCAGAGACAGAAACAGAUCAACUUCAGUUGAUUUUACACGAUGUGAGGAAAUAAAAUGAUCAGGUUUCAGUUAUUAGACUCAGUGGAAACGUUUUCAUGAUUCAGGGCAAAAAAACAUUUUGUAGAAAUAAAGCAGCAGAAAUGUUUGCUACACUCUGCAUGGAGAAAAGUUUAACUCAGUCAUUUGAUUUUUACAUGUAUUAAUUUUUAAAUGGAU